This is a messenger RNA of Trichomycterus rosablanca, 1309 nucleotides long. It is a transcript of the gene syap1, whose product is annotated as synapse associated protein 1. Gene Ontology annotation, biological process: TORC2 signaling; regulation of short-term neuronal synaptic plasticity. The coding region runs from base 115 to 1191 and encodes 358 amino acids. The record is from RefSeq and is a predicted model, not a curated record. The transcript is spliced from 9 exons. NCBI's taxonomy places the organism in Eukaryota, Metazoa, Chordata, Actinopteri, Siluriformes, Trichomycteridae. Gene Ontology annotation, cellular component: synapse; nucleus; Golgi apparatus.
GUGCGCUGGCUCUACGUGGAAAGGAAAGGAAAGGAACAUGGAGUAACGACUGUAUUCUAUUCGGUAAAUUUGCACCCCUGUGUCGUUUAAAAUUAGGACAGAAAGGUUUAAACAAUGUUUAAAAGCUGGGGGUCGUGGCUCGGGAUCGAAUCCGAGCCGGGAUAUAAAACUGAAAUUGCUGAAAGCAUCGAAACAUCCGGAAGUGAGAAAUUCACAAAAGAUGGUGAAGUAAACAAACCUGAAUCUGAAGAGAGCAGCAAUGAUCAACAGCAAGCCUUUGUGCAAGCUAAAGGUCUGAGUGGAUACAUUUUUAAUUUUGCCAGCAAUGCCACCAAGAAGCUCUCCGAAUCAGUGGCAGAAACCGCCAGCACCAUCAAGAGGAGCGUAGAAGAGGGUAACAUUGAUGGCCUAAUUGACAAGACCAUACUGGGAGAUUUCAAAAAAGAACAGGACAAGUUUGUGAAGGAGAAAAAUACCAAGAAAACAGAUGUUGCAGUGCCUCCCUGGGUGGGAUACAGUGAAGAGGAGACCAUUCAGCAGCAGAUUCUGGCUUUAUCAGCUGAUAAGCGUAACUUUCUUCGUGACCCUCCGGCUGGUGUGCAGUACCAGUUUGAUGUUGAACAGAUGUAUCCCAUCGCACUGGUGAUGCUGCAGGAAGAUGAGCUCCUCAACAGGAUGCGCUUUGACCUGGUUCCAAAACACGUGAAGGAGGAGGUUUUCUGGAGAAAUUAUUUCUACCGAGUGUCCCUGAUUAAGCAGUCGGCACAGCUCACCGCACUGGCAGCACAGCAGCAGGCUGCCGAGAGGAGAGACGAGGACAAGAAUGGAGGCUCACCACAAACUGAGAGCAUACCAGAAACCAGAAGACCAAAAACGCCUCCUACAGCCAUCAGCGCCAAGCCAAAGUCCACUGAGAUUAAUGAGGAGGAGAUCUCCACCAGUCCUGGUGUCUCUGAGUUUGUAAGCGAUGCAUUUGAUUCAUGUAACAUCAACCAGGAGGACCUGAAAAAGGAAAUGGAACAGCUGGUGCUUGACAAGAAAGAGGACACCUCCCCACAGGAUGAAGACACAGCCGAGUGGGAGCGGGAGCUGCAAAGGGAGUUACAGGAGUACGAGGUGGUGGCAGACACAGAAAACCGUGAUGAAAACUGGGAUCGUGAGAUUGAGGAGAUGUUACAAGCUGACAGCUAAAGCUCCAACUUCUGUUUGGGAUGAAAACUGUACCUGAGAGAAAAAAGCCGAAACGUUUGGACCAGAGAAAAUUCGACCAAGAAAGUCACUACAUUAAAAGGCUUAGUUAAAUAUUCCA